AUGCUCGACCGCGCCGCGCAGUACUUCCUCGACUCGGACUCGCAGGCCGACCGGUGCGAGGACGACAUCUGGCUGCUCGGCGUGCGGCACCCGGGCUGGAGAGCGCCGGCCCCGGUCGACGACGAGCGAGACGGCGAGGUCGAGGCGGACGAGGGGCAGCGCAAGGGCGUCUCGGCCCUCGGCCGACGAGGUCGCAACAGCCCGACCAAGGCGCGCAAGUCGCCGGCUCUUCCUCCCCCUCAGCAGCCGUCGUUCGCGCCCUCAGCGUCGACCGGCAUCCCCCCUUCUUCGCCCUCGAGCCGUUCCUCGUCCCCCGCUCCUCCGCCAGCGACGAUCCACGGCUGGCCCGCGUCGUUCUACCACGACUUUUACUCGCGCCCGGCCCUCACCUACCGCUCGCACUUCCCCCUCAUCCCGUGCGACCCACCCUCGUCCAUCGGGCGCGGCGCACGAGCAGGUCCAGUGUCGUCGCCGAGCGAGGAGCGGGGGCUGAGCACCGAUGCGGGCUGGGGCUGCAUGUUGAGGACGGGGCAGAGCCUGUUGGCCAACGCGCUCGUCAAAGUUCACCUCGGCCGAGGUGCCACGACCGUCGCCGAUGCGGGCACCUACGCUCGCCUCCUGUCGCUCUUCCUCGAUGACCCGUCGCCGCUCUCGCCCUUCUCGGUGCACCGCUUCGCCCUCGAGGGCAAGCGCCUCGGCAAGGACGUCGGCGAGUGGUUCGGGCCCUCGACGGCGGCGGGCGCCAUCAAGUCGCUCGUCAACGGCUACGGCGCGGCGGGCCUGAGCGUCGUCAGCUGCAUGGACGGCACCGUGUACGAGAGCGAGGUCGCCGCGGCGAGCAGUGCGGCCGACGGCGCACGGUGGCAGAAGCCCGUGCUCGUCCUCAUCAACCUGCGCCUCGGCAUCGACGGCAUCAACCCGAUCUACCACGAGGCGGUCAAGACCAUCUUCCGCAUCCCGCAGUCGGUCGGCAUCGCCGGCGGCCGCCCCUCGUCCUCGUACUACUUUGUCGGCGCCCAGGCCAACGCCCUCUUCUACAUCGACCCGCACCACCCUCGUCCCGCCGUUCCGCUCCAGCUCGAGGCGUUCCUCCUCGACGCGUACGCCGACAGCGCGUGGGCGACGUACCACUGCGAGCGCGUGCGCAAGUGUGCCCUCGCCAGCCUCGACCCGAGCAUGCUUCUCGGGUUCGUCAUCGAGAACGAGCGCGACUGGAACGACUUUCGCUCGAGGGUGACCGAGGUGCGUCGCGAUGUCCACUCUUCGCCAGUCCUCCCGCGUUCUCGCCGACAACCUCCUGACGUACUCGUGUACUCAAUGCCGCACAGCUCUCGCGCACGUCGGCGCCAAUCUUCUCGAUCGCCCCGUCGCCGCCUCGGUGGAUGCGCCGCACGACCUCGUCCGCUCAACCCUCGGCCGCGCACGCCGCACUAG
Molecule: messenger RNA, 1434 nt
Organism: Rhodotorula graminis WP1
Lineage: Eukaryota; Fungi; Basidiomycota; Microbotryomycetes; Sporidiobolales; Sporidiobolaceae
Exons: 5
Coding region: 1-1434 (477 amino acids)
Molecular function (GO): protein-phosphatidylethanolamide deconjugating activity
Source: RefSeq, a predicted model, not a curated record